CAAUGGCCCCAUUUUACUGGUUUACUGGUUAAAGGAGAAGUGUCGCCCACUCCGUUAUGUUAGUAACACAGCCCUGCCUCCACGGUACAGACUCACAAAGCAUCAGCGGAGGGACAGAGCGGUUGACAAGAGUGUUUGUGCAGGAGGAUAGCAAGUCAAUUACGGCUUGGAUCGGAGUUAUUUUACUCUGUCGCUCACUGAGCUGCCGACAUGCAGUGUGGCACGUGCCUUCUUCUGGCCGCUUCGGUCUGGCUCGGGACGGUGCCCGGAUUCCAAACAAGUCCUGGAUUCAAAACGUUUCCUGUAUAUUUUAUGAUGAAAUCUACAUGAACUGCACAUGGGAUAUUAGUGAGAGCGCACCACAGAAACAGCAGUUUGUGUUAUAUUACAAAAAUCACAAAAAGCGUUUUGCAAAGUGCAAGUCCCAGCGUUCGGGUGACCGGGGACAUGCCUCCUGCUAUCUUCAAGGAGUGACGAGUUAUUAUAACAUAUUAUAUCUCCGCAUCAACGCAUCGAAAAACAUUGUGUUUGAAACAGACAUUGAACCGCUUUGGCAGGACUUGGAGGGCAAAUCAUUCGGCUACUUGGAACCCUGCAAAUUAAAGCCCCUGCGGGUAGUGUGGUCCGAGCUGAACAAUCAGUGGGAAGCUUGA
Callorhinchus milii (elephant shark) is the source of this 653-nucleotide messenger RNA. RefSeq lists its product as uncharacterized. The coding region runs from base 57 to 653 and encodes 198 amino acids. Gene Ontology annotation, molecular function: protein binding. The transcript is spliced from 5 exons. Lineage: Eukaryota; Metazoa; Chordata; Chondrichthyes; Chimaeriformes; Callorhinchidae. The record is from RefSeq and is a predicted model, not a curated record.